AUGUCGGCGCUCUUCAACUUUCAGUCUGCACUAUUAGUGCUUCUCCUCCUCAUUUGCACCAGCGCAUACUUCCACCAGCUUUUCCCGGGUUUCAUGGACAGGAAUAAAGAUGGAGCGGUUACGGGUCUGUUCUGGAAAUGCGCGCGGGUUGGAGAAAGAUUAAGUCCAUACAUAAGUGUAUGCUGUGUUAUCAUGGCCGUCUCUUUGUUCAUUGGCAAUUAG
Molecule: messenger RNA, 222 nt
Organism: Lachnellula hyalina
Lineage: Eukaryota; Fungi; Ascomycota; Leotiomycetes; Helotiales; Lachnaceae
Gene: TMEM167A
Product: Protein kish-A
Exons: 4
Coding region: 1-222 (73 amino acids)
Biological process (GO): protein secretion; intracellular transport
Source: RefSeq, a predicted model, not a curated record